AUGUUCUCAUGGUUCUUCGUCGCCUAUAUUGUAGAAGGCACAGUAGUUUUCUUUUUGGAUCUGAUCGUGCUAUUGGCUCUGUGCCGUCAUCGUGAGUUGAUCUCUCGUUAUUGCGUCAUCAUUUUGCAGAUAUUUGCUGCAGCUGUUUAUGCACUAGCCGCAUUUAUUGCCGGUGUAAUGCGCAUCACGCAGCUAUCGAAGAUUGAUCCGGAUCAGCAUCAAACUCGUGGUCACUGCGCAAUGAUGCCUUGGAACGUUUUGAUGAUCUGGACGACUGAAAGCAUGCUUCCGGUAUAUGAUCGAAUAUUUGGUUUCAUACGGAUGAGUGCAGCGCUCUUAUCGAUUCUGCUCUAUUUGACUGCGUUUCUUUUGACACGAAGAUACCGAAAACGUAUUGCCGACAUGAGUGAUGCCGGCAAUGUGCUGCGAAGAUUUCAUCGACGACAAGCUCAGCUUACAGCCACAAUGGCAAUUUCAUGCAUAUUCACGUUUGUUCUAUACGUGAUUCCGGUUUAUGUAUUCUAUUUAUCCAGAAACACAAAAUCCGCAUUGAGUGGACAGAUUAAUCAGUUCACGGUGAUUGCUAUUAAUCUCAAUUCCAUUCCGAAUAUCUCAAUCCUCUAUUGGCGUCAACAGGACAUCGGCAAUGCAGUCAGAAGGCUUUUUAAGUGCUCGAAGAGGGGAAACACUGUUGCAAUGUCAUCGAUGGUCACUGCUACGGCACGAGCUGUACCGAAAACAACGAAUGCAAUCUGGUCGCAUACAUAA
This is a messenger RNA of Anisakis simplex (herring worm), 768 nucleotides long. Lineage: Eukaryota; Metazoa; Nematoda; Chromadorea; Rhabditida; Anisakidae. The record is from the annotation of a GenBank genome assembly.